AUGCGUGUCUUAUCUUUUGCGUUGGCCCUUUUCGCGGUUGAUAUGGUUGUUGAAGCUGGAGUUUGCAAACCUGCUCGUACUACCACGACUGCAACUUCGGUUGCCGAAUCGUCUACUGCCGCCGUUUCUGCUGCCUCUGAGACCUCUGCCAUCGAGUCGCUGACCUCUGCGACGGAGACCUUGAGCACCGACUCAAGCGAGAUCUUGACGACUUCUACCGCCGAGGCUGAAACUACAUCGACCGAGGCCGUUUCUACUACUACCACUGAUGCUGCUUCCACGACCUCUGAGGAGGCUUCCACUACAACCACCGCAGGCCCAUCGCUCACACCUGGCUCCCUCGUAGGCACCGGACCCGUCGCCGGCCUCACCCUCCAGGGCGUCGACUCACGCUUCAUCCCCCUAUCCUUCGCAACAUCCGGCUCGACCCAAACCCUGAUCUUCACCCUCGCCGCCAACGGCCAGCUCGCGACAGGCACCAACAACAACUACCUAUGCCUGAACUACAAGCCUUCUGGCGUUCUUGGGCCGCUUGUCCUGUGCCCCUUUGAUAACUUCCAGAAUGCUCCCUUGCAGUGCACCCGAGCGGCCAGCGGCACGCUUUCUUGCACUGCGCCGAACGGAUCAUGCAGCUCGAGUGGAGCUUGUACGCGACCUAACAGCGGGACCGCAUUCUCUCAGUUCUAUGUGGACGGUUCUCAGAACGGCUAUUUUGGUCCCGCCGACUUUAACGGGGCGGGUUACUCUGCUAUUGAUGUGAUCCUCCCCGAAUGA
Messenger RNA from Fusarium subglutinans, 774 nucleotides. RefSeq lists its product as uncharacterized. Bases 1 to 774 code for a protein of 257 amino acids. The transcript has 2 exons. The record is from RefSeq and is a predicted model, not a curated record. NCBI's taxonomy places the organism in Eukaryota, Fungi, Ascomycota, Sordariomycetes, Hypocreales, Nectriaceae.